UGUCACGUUCAUUAAGGUUGAAGAGUGGAGCAGAGACCGCAUCUACACACACCUCUUUGAAUGUUAAGUCAACAAACUCUUAUUGAUGUCUUCUAUAAAUUUUACUCUUGGAUCAGUUGUUCACUUUCGAGAUGUAAGAUUUGAACUCCCCUCAACAGAAAGAGAACAAUACUGUAGAAGCUAAGUUAUUACAGUUAGAUGCAUACAUUUAUUUCCCGUGCAUCGUUGAAUGCAGUACUGAUUCGUUCAUAACAACAGAAGAAAAACAACAUUUUGUAGUUUGACAAAGCUCGAAGAGCUUCUUUUUAUUCAAGCUUGGCUUAAUUUGCAGUUUGAUAGAUUUUACUGAAGCAGUAGUACAAAUGGGAAAAGAGGUUGUGAACAAGCAAGUGCUCUUCAAAGAUUAUAUUGAAGGUGUACCGAAGGAAUCUGAUAUGGAGCUCAAGUCCAGCACUAUUGCUUUGGAGGUGAAGGAGGGUACACAGGAUGUUCUAUUAAAAAAUUUGUACCUGUCCUGUGAUCCUUACAUGAGAGGCAGAAUGAGAAACUUCCACAAUUCAUACAUACCUCCCUUUGCCCCUGGAUCAGUUCUACAAGGUUUUGUGGUGGCUAAAGUGAUUCUUUCAGAUCACCCGGAUUUUAAAGAGGGUGAUUUAGUAUCUGGAAUGUCUGGAUGGGAAGAGUACUCCAUAAUACCGAAAGGAAAGAAUUUAACAAAGAUCACACGUACUGAUUUACCACUUUCAUAUUUUGUGGGUAUUUUAGGGAUGCCGGGAAUCACAGCUUAUGCUGGAUUCUUUGAGGUUUGCUCUCCUAAAAAGGGAGAGCAUGUUUUUGUCUCUGCAGCUUCUGGAGCAGUUGGUCAGCUUGUUGGACAAUUUGCAAAGUUGAUGGGUUGUUAUGUUGUCGGGAGUGCUGGCAGUAAGGAGAAGGUGGACUUACUGAAAAAUAAGCAAGGUUUUGACAAUGCUUUCAACUAUAAGGAGGAGCAUGACUUGAAUGCUACUCUGCAAAGAUACAUAUUGGCGUUCCCAAAAUUCAAACUCAGUCCAGCUGGCAUUUUCCAGAAGGAAUUGACAUCUAUUUUGAUAAUGUGGGAGGUAGCAUGCUUGAUGCAGCACUUGUAAAUAUGAAAGUCCAUGGUCGUAUUGCUGUUUGCGGUGUUAUCUCCCAAAACAGUUUCCAAAAUGCACAAGCCAUACACAACAUAAACAUGGUUAUCCCCAAACGCAUAAGGUUGGAAGGCUUUCUUCAGUCUGAUUACGCGCACUUGUACCCUCAGUUUCUCGAGAAUGUGAUAAAUUAUAUCAAAGAAAGGAAGAUAACUUACAUUGAAGAUGUUGCUGAAGGACUUGAAAAUGCACCAGCAGCUUUUGUGGGGCUGUUUCAUGGUAAAAAUCUUGGCAAGCAAGUAGUUCAUAUUAGUGAUGAAUAAUGGAAUUGUAUGUUCUGAUCUGGGAAGAUUGUUUGGUUGAUUUUGUGUUAGAAAUGCAACUGAACAGAUUCUAUAUUUCCAUUUCAUUUUACUAUCGAUUUCUUAAACUGUUCAAAGGAAAACUGAGAGUGAAUUUCAUGUUCAAGUUCCACUUCAUGUUAUAUUGUCUCUUAUACGAACUUAACUCUGAUAGUCAAAAUUACUUUUACCUUCCAUCAUAGUCUUUAAAUGAAUUGCACUAUUCUAUUUAA
Cryptomeria japonica (Japanese cedar) is the source of this 1686-nucleotide messenger RNA. Its product is annotated as 2-alkenal reductase (NADP(+)-dependent). Gene Ontology annotation, molecular function: oxidoreductase activity, acting on the CH-CH group of donors, NAD or NADP as acceptor. The transcript has 6 exons. Lineage: Eukaryota; Viridiplantae; Streptophyta; Pinopsida; Cupressales; Cupressaceae. The coding region runs from base 363 to 1127 and encodes 254 amino acids. The record is from RefSeq and is a predicted model, not a curated record.